This is a messenger RNA of Nyctereutes procyonoides (raccoon dog), 1664 nucleotides long. It is a transcript of the gene GET1, whose product is annotated as guided entry of tail-anchored proteins factor 1. Gene Ontology annotation, biological process: tail-anchored membrane protein insertion into ER membrane. The coding region runs from base 73 to 597 and encodes 174 amino acids. NCBI's taxonomy places the organism in Eukaryota, Metazoa, Chordata, Mammalia, Carnivora, Canidae. The transcript is spliced from 5 exons. The record is from RefSeq and is a predicted model, not a curated record.
GCCCGGCGUGGACGCCGGCGUGGUCCCCAUGGAGUUACCUUAGCGGAGCCCGCAGCUCCGGGAGCAGCGGGGAUGAGCGGCGCGGAGGCCGACCGCUGGGCGUGGCUGCUGGUGCUCAGCUUCGUGUUCGGGUGCAACGUCCUCAGGAUCCUCCUCCCUUCCUUCUCCUCCUUCAUGUCCAGGCUGCUGCAGAAGGAUGCAGAGCAGGAGGCACAGAUGAGAGCAGAGAUCCAGGACAUGAAGCAGGAGCUUUCCACUGUCAACAUGAUGGAUGAAUUCGCCAGAUACGCCAGGCUAGAGAGGAAGAUCAACAAGAUGACGGAUAAGCUUAAAACUCACGUGAAAGCUCGGACAGCACAAUUGGCCAAGAUAAAAUGGGUUAUAAGUGUUGCCUUCUAUAUAUUGCAAGCUGCCCUCAUGGUGUCGCUCAUCUGGAAGUAUUAUUCUGUCCCUGUGGCUGUGGUGCCAAGCAAAUGGAUAACUCCACUAGACCGCCUGGUAGCAUUUCCUACUAGGGUAGCAGGUGGUGUGGGAAUUACCUGUUGGAUUUUAGUCUGUAACAAGGUCGUGGCGAUUGUGCUUCACCCUUUCAGCUGAAAGAAGACGAUUGUGGCUACGGCAUUUUAAAGAAUGGAUUUUCACUUAGUAGGUUAAAAAUCCAAUUUAUACUUUUUUUUUUCUUUUUUAAGGAAACAAAAGCACAUGUUAGUUUUUUUUGUUGAAUGCUUUUGUUUUUGGAUUUUAUGUGAGAUAUGAGAGUAAUGAUUCUGUGACUUGUCACUGCACCGGAAAGCUGGUCUCACAUGUGUGUCCUGGCAAGGCCCAGAUUUGUUACCAGAAGUGGCCUGUGCGGCCACGUUCCUUGAGGUGUGUGCACUGUGGGCAUAUUUUAAAGGUCACAUUGCCAACUGGAAGGUCAAAAUUUUCUAAUGUAAUUACUUUAAAGACUUUGCACUAUUUUUGAUCCAGAUUAGAAAACAAUUUAUUUCCCCCCCCUAGAAAACAAUUUAAUUUUACUAUCACUACUAGAAUUUGAAAUCUCCUGUAGUACUACUAAAAGAGUAACACUAAUUGACAUUAUUUGUGUGUUUUUCUCUGUUUAAAAUGUCAUUCGUUGGGCAAGCCUUCCUAUAGUAUUAUUUACUUAUUUGGAGUUAUCUUUUUGUAACUGUGUUUUGUAAAUGUGUUCAUGAGAUCAUAAUGCAUUGUUUUAUGCUCACAUUGUGUGUUUUAUAUUUAAAACAUUUCAGAUGAAGUGUGUUUUAUAAGCAUUUAAUAUUUGUGUUCUGUAGAAUGGAACAAAUUUAAAAACAAACCAGGAAUUCUGAUUAAAUUGAGUGGAUACAUCUUUUAAAACACUUCUUUUUUUUUUUUUUUUUACCAUUCUGUUGCUCUUCUUUUUGAAUUAUAAUUGAUGUAAAACAUUAUAUUAGUUUCAAGAGUACAACAUAGUGAUUUGAUUUGAUAUUUGUAUUCACUGUGAAACGGUCACCAUAGUAAGUCUAGUUUCUCCACGUAAAACACUUUUUUAUAUUAAAAUUUUUGCAAGGGCUUGUGUGACUUUUCCUUCCUUAGAGCCACUUACUUGCUGUGACAAGUUUGUAACUGUGACAAGUGACUGAGGACAUUAACCUGUUAACUCGGGGGCCAUAGACCUGUGAAGC